This is a messenger RNA of Thlaspi arvense, 3404 nucleotides long. NCBI's taxonomy places the organism in Eukaryota, Viridiplantae, Streptophyta, Magnoliopsida, Brassicales, Brassicaceae. The record is from the annotation of a GenBank genome assembly.
UUCACUCUUUGUCAGCACAAAAAAAUAUACACAUCAGCAUAAAAAAAUGAAAAAGAAAAAAAAAAAAACUUCUCUCGUCAAUUCACUCUCUGUCAAAUAAACUUUUCCCAAAGCGUCUCUUCCGCAAUUUAACCAUCUAUAUCUUUCCAAUGAAAACUUGUACAUAAACAAUCGAUUGACUCCAAAAUCCAGAAACCCCAAAAAAACACAAAUCAACCAAAUCGCGAGAGGUCAUGGCCUCCGGCUAAUAUUUCGAUUCGACUGGGCUUCCCACAUCAAGCUCAUCGCAAUCUAGGGAUUAUGCAUCGAAGACGAUGGCAUUGAUUGUUUGUGCAGAGGGAGUUCUCUUCGCUAAGGAAUGGCUCAUGCUUGCGUCUCCACAUCGACUUCUUCUCUCAGGUUUACAGCUAGAUUCGUCUCCGCGAGUCCUAAUGGCUCCUCUUUCAAAUUUCCGAAGCUUUCUCUCCCUUUCGAGCCCCUUCGUUCAAGGAUUUAAGAGACUGGCCGGAUUUAGUCCGCCGGAAGACGAAUAACUCAUCUCCGAAAGAGGAUAAAGCGAUAAUCAAGCAGCUUCCUCAUGGAGGAUAUUCUCGUCGAUCGAACAAAAAGAAGCGAUGAAAGGAACGAUGUGAAUGUAAAAAAGAUCAAAGAUUAUAUGGAGAAGGUUGAGCAAGAGCUUUCAAAGAUAUGCAUUGAUAUAAUAUCUAUGUUAGACGAGCAUCUGGUUCCAUCGGCUUCGGAGGGUAAAUCAACUAUCUUCUUUAACAAUAUGAAAUGUGACUAUUAUCGCUAUCUUGCGGAAUUCAAAUCAGAAAAUAAGAGGAAAUAGGCUGCUGAUCAGUCUUUGAAAGCCUAUGAGAUUGCUACUACUGCUGCUGAAGCUAAACUCCCUCCUAUACAUCCUACCAGAUUGGAUCAUGAACUCACCUGAAAGGGCAUGUCACCUUGUUAAGCAGGCGUUCAAUGAAGCUAUCUCAGAGCUUGACACUCUGAAUGAGGAAUCCUACAAAGUUAGCACCUUGAUUAUGCAACUCUUUAGGGACAAUCUGACCUUGUGGACUUCUGACAUCCCGGAAGAAGCAGCAGAUGAUGCCCAUAAGACGAAUGGUUCUGCUAAACCCGGUGCAGGUGAAAAGGAUGCCCAAGUGAUCUUAUAUGUGUGCACCCGCAACAGCGGCACUGGACAACUAGCCUCGAGAACAACUGAUGCGCGGAAUUGCAAGAUGGCUCUGAUUUCGUAACUUAGAAAGCCGAUUUUCAUCUUGCCAACGAAGGUGGCAGUGCUAAUGGCAAUUGUCAAGGGUUGAGGUUGAUUCAGACGAGGAUUUGGCUGAUGAAGAGAUGGAUGAGAACGAUUCUUAUUCUGGUGAAGAGAUGGAUGAGGAUGGUAUCGAGUUUGAGUUGGAUCCGACUUGCUGUUUGAUGUGUGAUAAAAGAAGCACAAGACGAUUGAGAAGUGCAUGGUUCAUAUGCAUAAGUUCCGUGGAUUCUUCAUUCCAGAUGGUAGUAUCCGGCGAGUCAGUGAACACCGUGGAGCUUUUUGGUGGGUCUGAGCUUGUGAUCACCAAGAGGGCAGAGAACAAAGUAAUGUCAAGGACUCUCGGGUCUCGAGAGUUCAUGCGAUAAUACAAACAGAAGCCACCACCAUCUUCUCAGAAGCACAUCGUCAACUCUUUAGCCUCGAGUGUACUAGAGCAUGGUUUGGCAACGGUGCAGUCAAAAGGAGGACAUAGUGAGGCUGAAGAAAGGAACAAGAGAAGAGCGAAAAUGAGUCUUAGGCUCGGGAUCACCUCUCUCUCUCUCUCUCUCUCUCUCUCUCUCUCUCUCUCUCUCUCUCUCUCUCUCUCUCUCUCUCUCUCUCUCUCUCUCUCUCUCUCUCUCUCUCUCUCUCUCUAACGGAUCAUUCGUAAACCAAAGCUUCUCUAAAAAGUGGCUCUCAAUAGAUUGAUCAUUAUUGUCCUUCAAAACUUAACCCACCUUCAACUGCAACUUUCUCAUAGGAUUUUCUCCAUGGAGUUCAUAUGGACGGUUUCAAUAAUAUAAAGACAGUCAAUAUGGACACUAAAAAAGUUUUUACGACAAACUAAAACUCCAAAAAAAUAUUUAAAUAUUUGAAAGUAAAAAAUAAAAUAAAUAUUAAAAUAAAUUAUUAUGAAAUACAAAUAUAGUUAUUUAAAAUAUUAUAUUAAUUAUAAAUUUCAAAAAUAUAUAAUAAAGCAUAUACCCGCGUGUAUACGCAGGUCAUCACCUAGUCUAAUAUAAAAACUCUAAUAUAUUUACUACAAUUUUUAAAUUGGAAAAUAAAUUUCUAGAGAUGAAGGUCUGUACAAGAGUUCCGUGGAUGCUAAUCUUCUCAUUGAUCUGAAUACGAUGGUUAGCGAUCUUAUUGAAGAUAAAGCCAGUCAUCGAAACAGAGGAUUUUUGGUGCUGGAAGCAUAAUAAUGAAGAGAGACGAAAACAGAGGAACAUUGAUCGUUUAGGAUGGAGAGAAAUAACUUAAAAGACAUUUUUCAUUUCAUAUCAACUUAAGUCCGUUGUAACAUUAACAAACACACACACACCAGAUAAAAAGAAAGAACACACCAAAUAAAAGCUUCAAGAAGAUGAAGAAACUCUCUCUCACAGAGUUCAUUUUGUAGGAAUUUUUUUUAAAAAGCAUGAAAUUAAAAACACUGGACUCGGGCUUAGCUACGGGCACUUCUAAUCCUUCUUAACUCCACCAACAUCCUUGUCAGCAACGUCGUUGUCCUCAGUCGUCUCUACACCGUCUUCACUGUCGCUUUCCACGAUUCCACCAUCUGAUGACUCAUCGUCGCCAUCUUUCUCUCCACCGUCGGACUCAUCGUCGUCAUUCUUCUCUCCACCGUCUGACUCAUCGUCGCCAUCCUUCUCUCCACCGUCUGACUCAUCGUCGCCAUCCUUCUCUCCAUCGUCUGACUCAUCGUCGCAAUCAUCUUCUUCAGACGACCAGUCUGACAGCUCGUCGAACUCUCCCCUGAAACCUUGGCGCCAUAGCUGGCGGUCCGUGCGUCUUUCCUCCCGAGUCCUUCCACCGUGAGGAGGAUCCUCCGGCGUAGGUGGACCGGCCAAAAAGAAUGGCCGACGACGAUCACCCAUCCUUGCCCUCGUCUCCAGCGUGAUUUUCUGGAUACCUCUCCUCAUCUUCUCUCAAGUUUCAAGAAUUAUUUUUUUAACAAGUUUUUUUUGCACACAGUAUUUUGAUGAGCAACACUCCUCUUUAUAUAGACAGACGACACCAUUUCCAUAACUGGGAAUUCAAGGGCUCUAUCUUUUGGAACACUCCAAAACUAGUAAUUUGAUCUACAUUUAUAUGUUUUGCUACUCGUUUCUCUCUUUAGUCUUCAAAGACAUGCAUAAUGUGUGUGUGGUGACGUCGAAUCUUC